This is a messenger RNA of Venturia canescens, 1897 nucleotides long. Its product is annotated as antichymotrypsin-2-like. Gene Ontology annotation, molecular function: serine-type endopeptidase inhibitor activity. The transcript is spliced from 8 exons. The coding region runs from base 120 to 1637 and encodes 505 amino acids. NCBI's taxonomy places the organism in Eukaryota, Metazoa, Arthropoda, Insecta, Hymenoptera, Ichneumonidae. The record is from RefSeq and is a predicted model, not a curated record.
CGUCCUACUCAAAUGCGAAGCUAUCGACACUUUCUUACCGUUUUCUCACGCAAUAUCAUCAGCACAUUGCAAUUGAAACGUGCUAAAUUUAUGAAAGCCAAGGUCAGACAGAUUAUUAAAUGGAGCACCGAUAUAGUGAUGGACGGUAUAUAAAGUCACUGUUCAAUGAUCAUUUUACAAGUUUUACGAGGACCCACGACCAUCGCUUUGACGAAAUAUCCAAUAGAGAUUACGAAGCCUUAUUGAUGAGAAGUUUUAGCCACUGUGCUCCGUGCGUCGCGUGUAGAAUGUUUAAUAUUCGCGUAGUUGGGUUUCUUCUAAUCGGCAUUGUUACUCUGUAUCUGUUGCUAAAUUCAUGUUCGCAAGCGAUAAAAAACGACGUCAAUUCGCCUGGGAAUCCGAUCGAGAAAAACUCGAGCCACAGAAUUGUCCGUCGAUUCGGACGGCCCAGAAGAGGACUUCGUUUGAUCAAAGAGAUUGAAAAAAAAUUUGAAACUAAAUAUAUUAAGAAUAUGAUGACGCUCAACACGUCCGUCCUUUCGCCAUUGGGUGCAUUUAUACCAGUAUUUGUUUUGUCCUAUGGGGCACAGGGGCGAACCAGAUCGAAAUUUAUAAAAGCCCUUCAAAUCAAUGGUCAAAAAACUUCUCUUGCUAAACAGGGCUUUCGUAGAUGGCUCGAAAUACUUGCUAAUCACAAUUUACGUAUAGCUACUAAAAUUUAUUAUCCUGCUUCCUAUCUCCGGCCGAGGCUCUCGUUCAAAGAUAUGGCUUCUUUUUACUUGCACACGGUUAUGCAAAGUAUCGAUCUCGACGACGGACACAUACCAAGCGAAAAAAUAAACAAAUGGCUGUCCAGGAAAGCGAAUAAUCGUCCUGACGUUGCAUUGUUCGAGCCCGAUCAUGAUUCCGAGAACGGUGAGAUUGCUCCUAUAAAACCACUCGGAAGUGAUCCAGUGAUGUUGCUCGUCAGUGUUGUCUACUUUAAGGGCAUAUGGGAGACACGUUUCUCACAAACAUUUUUACGUCCCUUCACGAAAUUAAAUGGCAAGCAAGUCGAUACUCCAACUAUGUAUAAUUAUGGUGAUUACGAAUACGGCGAACUCCCGGAACUCGAGUCAAGAUUCGUCAAAAUUCCAUUCCACGGUACUUCUGCAUCAGGUUCCACGAGCAUGUUCGUCAUACUGCCCAACGCGUUGAGCACUUAUCAAGACUUGUGCUCGAGACUCGAACAAAUUAACGUUAAAGAUCUUUAUCACAAAGGCACGAUGGCAAAGGUUGAUCUGUAUUUGCCAAAAUUUCGACUCGAAAGUAACAUUUCACUGGACGAAUGGCUACCGACAUUUCUCGGAGAAUAUAAAUGCUCCGAUUCCCCUGCGACCUUCGCUAGGAUGUUCACUAGUUCUCCGGAAGCGCGUCUGGGUCCGUCGCAAAGCAGGGCUGUAAUUGAAAUCGAUGAAAAUGGUGCUGUUAAUGAGCAAGCUUCUGGAUACUUUUAUAGACGUCGGAAGCCUCGCGGCGUUGAUGCACCAAAAAUGGUUGAAUUCAAGGCGGACCAUCCGUUCAUUGCCAUUAUUGCGACUGGCGGUGACGUUAUUCUCAAUUUAUUUACUAUUUUCUUCGAUGGCAGGUCGGCUUAAACACUUCGAUCGCCAUGAUCUUCGUGUAAGUUUUUUUCGUUUUUCUACACAACGGAAAACUCGGUCGAAAUAUUAAGGAAUGAACGCUGCUCUGGCCUGGAGCCGGGAGGGUGCGAAAUAUUGAAAUAUAAAAUUAUCAAUCUUCGAGGAGGUAUAUCGCAAUAAUGCUUUAUCGUUUGCAUCUUCGACGAGGAAUUGAAUCAUGGCGAAGAAAGCAUCCACGAAUAAGACCACAGAAUUAAAUUGUUUCUAAAAAUGCA